AUGGAUUCUACAGAUAUUAAAAGUUAUCAUGUUCACGAGUUUGAUCCCGUGCAACUUCUUGAAGACUUUUAUUCCUCUAGAGCAGAAAAAAUGAUUGUAGAGGAAGCUACAAACAGACACAUUGAAUAUCUGUAUAAAGAACUUUCAUCAGGUCAUAUUAAAGGGGACAUGUUGAUUGAUUUUAGUGUUGGUCCCGUUAUAUCUCAUCUCCUUCCAAUUUGUGAGUUUUUUAAAGAAAUCACUGUAUUAGAAUUCAACGCUGUCUGCAUCUCUGAGCUGGAGAAAUGGAGAAGCAGCCAUGAGGAAGCCUACGACUGGUCUCAUGCAUCAAAGUAUAUGAUGGACCUGGAAGGAAAAUAUGAUGGGUGGCAGGAAAAAGAAGAAAUGUUAAGAAGAAAAAUGAAUCGUAUUUUGAAAUGUGAUCUUACCAAAGAUAAUCUGACAGACCCAAUUGUGUUACCAAAAGCUGACUGUAUAAUCGCUGCCCAUAUAUUGAACGUUGUCAGCAUAGAUAAAGAUGCAUAUAUCAGCAACUUGAGAAAAAUCACCUCUUUAUUAAAACCAGGCGGCCGUCUGAUAUUGUUUGGACUUUCAAAUGCUUCCUAUUACAUCACCGGGGGGCACAAAUUCAGAAUCUUAACUUAUGAUGAAGAAUUUGUCAAAAAAGUCCUAAACGAUGAACGGUAUACUAUUGAAUCAUUUGAAACUCAAGACAGAAAGACUAGUAGUCAUAUCAUUGACCAUGAAAAAAUCAUAUUCGCAAUUGCUAUGAAACAAGGGGAGAGUUAA
Molecule: messenger RNA, 789 nt
Organism: Spea bombifrons (plains spadefoot toad)
Lineage: Eukaryota; Metazoa; Chordata; Amphibia; Anura; Pelobatidae
Product: nicotinamide N-methyltransferase-like
Exons: 3
Coding region: 1-789 (262 amino acids)
Cellular component (GO): cytosol
Molecular function (GO): N-methyltransferase activity
Source: RefSeq, a predicted model, not a curated record